GUGAGUGGGGAUCGCUUCCUUCAAAUGAGGGUGCUGUAGAAAAACGAGCGCACCCUGUCUGUAGUCGCCGAUGUCGGAUUUACGGAAGAGGAGUCCGAGGCGUGGCUGAGGUACUUCCGUCUUUUACGGCACAAAAAUGACAGCGACCCUGCGCCCCUACUUGAAUGCUGUCAGGGCCACCCUGCAGGCGGCCCUCUGCCUGGAGAACUUCUCCUCUCAAGUGGUGGAGCGUCACAACAAGCCAGAGGUGGAGGUCAGGAGCAGCAAGGAGCUGCUACUUCAGCCAGUGAUGAUCAGCCGUAAUGAAAAGGAGAAGGUUCUCAUUGAGGGAUCUAUAAACUCUGUCAGAGUCAGCAUUGCUGUGAAACAGGCUGAUGAGAUUGAGAAGAUUCUUUGCCAUAAGUUCAUGCGCUUCAUGAUGAUGAGAGCUGAGAACUUCUUCAUUUUGAGGAGGAAGCCAGUAGAGGGAUAUGACAUUAGCUUCUUGAUCACCAACUUCCACACGGAGCAGAUGUACAAACACAAGCUGGUGGACUUUGUCAUUCAUUUCAUGGAAGAAAUCGACAAGGAGAUCAGUGAGAUGAAGCUGUCCGUUAAUGCCAGGGCCCGUAUUGUUGCAGAAGAGUUCCUCAAGAACUUCUGAGGAUGUCCGUGGUCCCACGCAAGCUGGAUGACACUCAAAGGGCCAAUCAGCGCAAGAGUCUGUGAGGAGAUGAGAGGAACGUGACCAAUCUGGCAAUAACACCUGUUUCACCCAUCUUGUGUCCCUGUACACAUGAAUAUCAAUGACUGUAUAUAAUGAAAUAUUUACCAGUUUCAUUUUCAGCCACUUAGAACAAAUCCCCAAUUGAAGGCGGGUCCUUAAAGUAUUAAUCAAGUUGAUAGUCAUGAAUACAGGGCCGUUAAGGAUGGGCUGCCACAUAUAAAAGGGCCAGGGUUUUAUAUUACGUGUAUGUGAGUCUAUGGUGUGUCACUGUUUUAGAUUUGUCUCCAAAUUUCUUUGUUCAGGCAACUCCCAUUCAACAAAAAUGGCCUCCAUGGUGUUUAAUCGCAUGGAGGCAGAUCUGCCUAGAAAGAAGGCCGCCAAAACCCAUGUAUAACAACAAUAAAGCUAAUAAAAUCAGCGGUUUGUAAAAUACUG
Messenger RNA from Betta splendens (Siamese fighting fish), 1141 nucleotides. Its product is annotated as actin-related protein 2/3 complex subunit 4-like. Gene Ontology annotation, biological process: actin filament polymerization; Arp2/3 complex-mediated actin nucleation. The record is from RefSeq and is a predicted model, not a curated record. NCBI's taxonomy places the organism in Eukaryota, Metazoa, Chordata, Actinopteri, Anabantiformes, Osphronemidae. Gene Ontology annotation, molecular function: actin filament binding. Gene Ontology annotation, cellular component: Arp2/3 protein complex; actin cytoskeleton. The transcript is spliced from 6 exons. The coding region runs from base 137 to 643 and encodes 168 amino acids.